Molecule: messenger RNA, 1389 nt
Organism: Morone saxatilis (striped sea-bass)
Lineage: Eukaryota; Metazoa; Chordata; Actinopteri; Moronidae
Gene: abhd17c
Product: abhydrolase domain containing 17C, depalmitoylase
Exons: 3
Coding region: 380-1264 (294 amino acids)
Biological process (GO): protein depalmitoylation
Cellular component (GO): endosome membrane; plasma membrane
Molecular function (GO): palmitoyl-(protein) hydrolase activity
Source: RefSeq, a predicted model, not a curated record
CCGGAAGCCCGGCUUGUCUCCGUUCCAGAGAAAUGGCUGUUCUCUUUCUUACAAUGCACUAGCAAUAAACCUUGACGUGUAGCAAGUGAUGAGUUACAAGAGCAGAAUUGCUGCACCGAGGCUAGUCGCUGCACUCUUUUAUGCUGCAGAAUAAUAGGAGUGUAAAUGCUGCGUUGUAGUUCAUCUCUAAUCUACAUGAGCGCUGAGUUUUGUUGUUAGCUACCUGCUAGCCGGCUAGCGCGUUAGCCGCAAAGCCGAGACACCUGUCAGCCAGCGCUGCUCGGUAAAGCCCGUUAAUGGGAAACACAUAGAGCUGCAGCCACAAGAGAACCGUUUGUUCGUUCAAUAGCAGACAAUUAAUUGGUAACCCCGCGCCUAAAUGCCCGAACAAGGACCCAGAAUGAAUGGGUUUUCUCUCGGCGAACUAUGCUGGCUCUUCUGUUGUCCACCCUGUCCCAGUCGCAUCGCGGCCAAGCUAGCUUUCCUCCCCCCGGAGCCCACGUACUCUGUGCACACCGAUGCUAACGGGGUAACUAGCUUACAUUUGACCGAGCGGGCGGACUGGCAGUACUCCCAGCGAGAGCUCGAUGCAGUGGAGGUGUUUAGCACCAGGAGCAGCCGGGGUAACCGGGUCGGCUGUAUGUUUGUGCGCUGCGCCCCGAACAGCCGGUACACGCUGCUGUUCUCCCACGGUAACGCCGUGGACCUGGGACAGAUGUGCAGUUUUUACAUCGGCCUCGGCUCCAGGAUCAACUGCAACGUGUUCUCCUACGAUUACUCAGGGUACGGAGUCAGCACCGGCAAGCCCUCUGAGAAGAACCUGUAUGCGGACAUCGAGGCGGCCUGGCAGGUUCUGAGGAACAAGUAUGGCGUAACACCUGAGAACAUCAUCCUGUACGGUCAGAGCAUUGGCACCGUGCCCACCAUCGACCUGGCUGCUCGCUAUGAAUGCGCCGCCGUCAUCCUACACUCACCACUCAUGUCAGGGCUACGAGUGGCCUUCCCUGAUACACGGAAGACCUACUGCUUUGAUGCUUUCCCCAGUAUUGACAAGGUGUCCAAGGUGGCGUCCCCAGUGCUGGUGAUCCACGGAACGGAGGACGAGGUGAUCGACUUCUCCCACGGCCUGGCCAUGUACGAGCGCUGCCCCCGUGCCGUCGAGCCCCUGUGGGUGGAGGGAGCCGGCCACAACGACAUCGAACUGUACGCUCAGUACCUGGAGAGACUCAAGCAGUUUAUCUCCUUCGAGCUCCCCACCUCCUGAGGGGAGCUCAGCACUUAGGCCGGGUUCAUCUCAACACACUCAAGAAGCCUCCCCCUUCAUCUCCCAACUUCCUCUCUUAGCAUAGGGGCAGGACAGGUGUCAACUGAUCACACUGAUCCCCCCUC